Prunus avium (sweet cherry) is the source of this 1320-nucleotide messenger RNA. RefSeq names its product transcription regulatory protein SNF5, putative (BSH) (gene BSH). Gene Ontology annotation, cellular component: nuclear chromosome. Gene Ontology annotation, biological process: chromatin remodeling. The record is from RefSeq and is a predicted model, not a curated record. NCBI's taxonomy places the organism in Eukaryota, Viridiplantae, Streptophyta, Magnoliopsida, Rosales, Rosaceae.
AGCAGUAGGGAGGGUUUUUAUAAAGAGGAAGAAUCUCCGAGACUCGGACCGAAGAAAAGAAGAAGAAUCGGGUCGGGCAUGUCAGCCGCUCCGAAUUAACUGAAGAAAUCUAAAAUUGGUUGAAGGAGGGAGAAGCCAUGAAAGGUCAGGCGUCGAGUUCCUACAAAGGCGCUGUCAAGUUUAGGAUGCCAACAGCCCAGAAUUUAGUACCGAUUCGCUUGGACCUCGAUGUCGAUGGCCAAAAGUUCAAAGACACUUUCACUUGGAACCCAUCUGACCCUGACUCAGAGAUUGUGGUGUUUGCGAGAAGGACAGCAAAAGACUUGAAGCUUCCUCCGGGUUUCAUUACAGUCAUGGCUUCUGCCAUUCAGUCACAGAUUGCAGACUUUCGGUCGUUGGAAGGCCAAGAUAUGUACCCGGGCGAGAGGAUUGUGCCAAUUAAGCUUGAUCUUCGAGUGAACCAUACUCUCAUUAGGGACCAGUUUUUAUGGGUGAGCUUCAACAGUCGUUUGUUUCAUCUUAUCUUUUCAAUACCUCCUGCUCUUACACUUGGGUUCAUUCGUUUCGAGGGAUUUCAGGACUUGAACAACUUUGAAAGUGAUCCUGAAGAGUUUGCUAAAACAUUCUGCGCAGAUUUAGGUAUUCAAGAUCCUGAAGUGGGGCCUGCAAUUGCCUUUUCAAUUAGGGAACAACUGUAUGAGAUUGCAGUGCAAAGUGUAGCAUCAGCAAGAGAAAACAGAAUAAGCAAAAAGGGACGCCGAGGGGCUGAGUAUACUCCAGUCAGUAAAGCAGGUAGUACUGGAUUGGACCUGGUGAAGUUAUUCGGUCACAAAUCUAGUGUUGUUCGGAAAAGAAAGGAGUGGGAUGUAUACGAACCCAUUGUUGAUCUUCUAUCUAGCGAGGAAGUGGAUGCCCUUCAAGCAAAAGAAGAAAGGCUUACUCGGUGAAUGAACACGACUGUGAGGGUUUUACUUGUAGUUUGUAUAGGGCACCUGUAGGUGACUAACUAGGAGUCCAAAUUCUACGACUAAUGAAAUAGGGUACUUUAGUUGACUCGUGAGGUGACUGAAUUCUCUGCAUGAUGAAAAUUUUCAGUCAUUUUGGCACCAAUUCUGGUUCUCUAAGUUCAUUUCUCAAAGCCUGCAAGGUGCCCCUCCACAUAUGAAGAAAAUCUUCCCUAUAACCAUUGGACUGGAUGUCUCAAAUCCAUUUGUCCCGUGAUCAGCAUGUGAAGAGUUGGAUGUAAGAGGCCGAUUGUGUACAAUGGUUGCAGGAAUUCCCAUAACUUGCAUUGUGAAUUUAAAUGCAUAAAAAGGCAGU